CACAGGCCUCUGCAGGUGCUAAAGUGGGGAUUGUAUCUGAGCUGCAUCGGAGGCGAAAUUUCCUAAACCAUGGCCUCAGCUACAGACCCACGCUAUGGGCAGAAGGAGUCCGCAGACCAAAACUUUGAUUACAUGUUCAAAAUCCUCAUCAUCGGCAACAGCAGUGUGGGCAAGACUAGCUUCCUGUUCCGUUACGCGGACGACUCAUUCACACCUGCCUUUGUGAGCACCGUAGGAAUCGACUUUAAGGUGAAAACAAUCUACAGGAACGACAAAAGAAUCAAACUUCAAAUUUGGGACACAGCAGGGCAGGAGCGCUACAGGACAAUCACCACAGCCUACUACCGAGGCGCCAUGGGUUUCAUCCUCAUGUAUGACAUCACCAACGAGGAGUCCUUCAACGCGGUGCAAGACUGGUCGACCCAGAUCAAGACCUAUUCAUGGGACAAUGCCCAAGUACUGCUGGUGGGGAACAAGUGUGACAUGGAGGACGAGAGGAUCGUGGCCGGAGAGAGGGGCCGGCAGCUGGCUGAACAGCUAGGUUUCGAAUUCUUCGAGGCCAGCGCCAAGGACAACAUCAAUGUCAAGCAGACUUUUGAGCGGCUGGUAGACGUCAUUUGUGAGAGGAUGUCGGAGAGCCUGGAUGGCGGCGACCCAGCCGUCGCUGGAGGAAAGCAGGGCCCAAGUCUCGCAGAGCAGCCCCAGCGUAGCAGCCAGGACUGUGCCUGCUGAAGAUUCUCCUGCCCCACACCAUCACCACCACCACCACCACCACCAUCACCGCAACCACUACCACCAACACCCGAUUCACCUCCCAACCCUGCCCUCCCUCCUGUCUGCCAAGCACCUGAAGACCAGGUCUGUGCAGGACAUGUGGGUUUGAGGGCCUGGCAUAAGGCUCGGCUCUCCGACCCAGUGUAAUACCUAGGUGUAUUUGAUGAAUUCAUUUUUUGUAUUAUUAUUAUUUAUUUCUAAGCAACAAUUUAGUAUGGAAAGGUCAAGGUCACAGUCAAUUGACUUUUAUUACAAUGAAGGGAAACUUGAAUUUGCAAACCUGUGGGUUGAUAGGGAAUAGAGCUGUGCAAGUCUGUGUGCACGGUCUGCCAUACGCCAGAACUAGAUACGGCUUGAUCUGAACACUCACAGGUGCUUACCACUUCCUCUGUUCUCUGUCUGGGGUGCAUUUCUCAAAAGAGAAGUUGUUAGCCUGUUAGCAACUUCGGUAGUUGACGAAUUGGAAAAUGCUUUGAAAACAACAAAGUAGCUAAUGUAGUAAGCAACUUUGGCUUCGAGAAAUGCACCCCUGGCUUGGCCUCUGGCCAUGGUGUUACACGUCACCAGAGCAAUUUUUUAAACUGUUGUUCAUCCCUUUUUUAAUCCUAAUUGUUUAGUCAGGAGGGCAAAAAAGAGUUUUUUUUGUUGUUUGUCAGUUAAGCAGUGAAGAGUUUAUAUGUAUAUAUUAUGCAAAACUAAUUAGAUAAGAAUUUUAAAAAAGAUAUAAAGAAGAAAGAUAUGAAGAUAUAAAGAAAAUUAUUAUGAUCCAGUAUGACAAGCCUAUUAAAAAAAUAAGUGUACAAUAACAUGAGGUCAGGUAAAUGUUACAAAUAUUUGUGGUUUGUGUGAAUGAUGCGAGGUGUUUACUUGUUUACUCUUUCUUUUUUAAUGUAAAACAUUCCCCUAAACUGUUACCAAUCCACGUCCUCUGUCCACCUCUGUGUAGUGGAGCUCUAUUUGUCUGUGCUGUUAAGACGUUUAUCAUGUAACAUGUAAGUGGUAAGAUACAAUCUCAAAAACCUGUCAGAGGAUACGUGUGCCCACUCUUAUCCUUAUCCACACACUCCACUGGAAGUGUGCAGUGAUACUCUUGUGGGUACAGAGACCGCUGGCUUUUGCACAGCUGCUUUUCAGAGUAAGUCUAUAUGUCUGUGUGGCUUUCUUUCUUUCUUUCUUUCUUUCUUUCUUUCUUUCUUUCUUUCUUUCUUUCUGUCUUUCUUUUUUUAAAUCAUGUUCUGUGCUUGAAUAUUGAUUGACUGAUAUCUGAGCUUCAUCAGGUUAAAAAUGGAUGCAUCAGGGCAAUGGCGCGCUAUGGGGAAAAAAUCAUAGUGAUACCAAUCAUGGGAUAAUUGUCCAUUUGUUUUUAUGUACAGUAUUUCUACAUUAUUUAAUAAUUUAUUUAUUAAUUUAUUUAUUUUGCAUUUGUAUUCAUUGUGUAAAAUUGCACUCUGUCAUAGUGGGGUUUUUUUUUUAAGAAAAUGCAGUUGGCAUAAUCUUACUGUUUUAAGAAAGGACCACCAGAUCUCCACCUAUUCCAUGUAGACUGUAGCCUGUGAGUAUGCUGCAGACUCCAGAAAAGUGGACUGAAGUAAUGAAGUUCGGGAAAAAAAUCAAAUGAAAUGAAUAAAUCGAAAGGGAAGAGUUAAACACUUGAAAGUCAGCAUGAGCCACACUCCCGUCAGUCCAUUCCAAAGAUAUGCCGGUAUCCCUUGCUGACUGUAUAAAAGCUAUUGUCCAACAAACCAAUCCAAGUAGGCAAUGGCUUUCUUACAGCAAUCAAAUGGGUCAGAUCUGACACCAGGAUUUACUUCAAUUAGUUUGUGUUUGUCAUCUGAGUCGUAUGUGCUGGAGUGUGAGAUGCUCGUUGAAACUGCCAAGAGUGAGCGUUGCUCUUUAUGUUAAAGGGGUAUGCCACUAUUUUGGGGCUUAAUACAGUUGAAAUCGUUUGCCAGGGUUUAUAAAGGUGGUAAAGUGUCUUAUUUUUCAUGUUAAGCGUUGUCUUGCUUUAAGACAAGUUAAAAGAGGGAGCAUGUCGCUAAGCUAGUGAAAGUCAAUGGAUCCGUGUAGCAUGCUACGAUGCUACAUGGAUCCACUGACUUUCACUAGCUUAGCGACAUAUUCCCUCUUUUAACUCGUCUUAAAGCAAGACAAUGCUUAACAUGAAAAAUAACACACUUUACCACCUUUAUAAACCCCAGCCAACGAUUUUAACUGUAUUAAGCCCCAAAAUAGUGGCAUUUUCCUUUAAGGCUGUGUUAGUGUAUCGAUGGUGUAAUGCGGCAGCUGUAGACAUGCCUUGACCUAGUUCCCUGAAGUAUCACUAUGCUGUCUUCCUUGCUGUGAAAGAAAAAAAAGAAAUUUCUGGGAUUUAAGAUGCUGUUUGUGUGAAAAGUAUUGUAAUGUUGUAUCUUCAGGUGUCUGGAAGGAAAUAAAACCAAAAAAUGAUCACCUUUGUGAAUGACUU
Molecule: messenger RNA, 3238 nt
Organism: Engraulis encrasicolus (European anchovy)
Lineage: Eukaryota; Metazoa; Chordata; Actinopteri; Clupeiformes; Engraulidae
Gene: rab3aa
Product: RAB3A, member RAS oncogene family, a
Exons: 5
Coding region: 70-732 (220 amino acids)
Biological process (GO): synaptic vesicle exocytosis; protein secretion; regulation of exocytosis
Cellular component (GO): synaptic vesicle membrane; endosome; axon
Molecular function (GO): myosin V binding; GTP binding; GTPase activity
Source: RefSeq, a predicted model, not a curated record